Molecule: messenger RNA, 8453 nt
Organism: Antechinus flavipes (yellow-footed antechinus)
Lineage: Eukaryota; Metazoa; Chordata; Mammalia; Dasyuromorphia; Dasyuridae
Gene: USHBP1
Product: USH1 protein network component harmonin binding protein 1
Exons: 15
Coding region: 158-2236 (692 amino acids)
Source: RefSeq, a predicted model, not a curated record
CUGACCGGCUAUUGACAGUGAUUGUCCUACUAAUCUAUCUGAUGGCCUGGACUUUCACUCUAUCAGUACCAGGGAGCCCUGGGAGAGUCCUGACCCCUUGAAGCCUUCCUUCGCCUGAUGACUCCACUGUGAGCCGGAGACCAGGCCCAAACCCGAGAUGAGCAGCCGAGCUACUAGGCCCCGCAGUCGGAGGGGGAGAGCGCCGCCCCCAGGGGAGCUGGACCCUGUGGUGGAGAGCACGGAGGAGGCAGAAGCGGCGGGAAGCAGUGCUGGGCCAGAGGUCCCCAGGCUGCCCCCGGAGGAGUCACGCGCAGAGCACCCGGUCACCCCUGCAGAGCCGAGCGACCAAGGAGCCCGUCCACAGCUGGAGGGACACAGGGAUGGGCAGAUUUCCUCAGAGCCCAGCAGCCAUCUGACUUCUGGAAAGCUGCCCCGCUCACCCCCUUCUCAGUUCCACCAGCCUUCAGGAAAGGAUGCUCAGGAAGGCCCCAACCUGUACCUGGCCCUGCAGCAGGCGGUUGAGUCCUUGGAGAAGGCGGCAGCCUCUUGUCGCCAACAAGCCUCCAGCCUCCCUGCCUCAACCCCGCUAGGCCCAGAAGAGCCUGGCAAGGCUGAUGAGGAGAAAUCAUGGCCGCUGCAAAGGCUGGAGGAGCUGGUCAGGAGCUGGGGCCCUGUCAGCCAAGAGGAGGGGAUCCCUGAGCAGGAGAGGGUCGGCUACAAACAGGAGGCCCUGAGCCUGGCUGAGCAGAACGCCGGCCUCCGGGGCUCUCUGAAAAGCAAGGAAGAGGAGUUGGCCCAGGAUCAGGCCUCCUUACAGGCCCUCCAGGAUGAAAAGGAGAAGCUCCAGAGAGAGGUCUGGGAGCUUCACGAAUCUCUCCUGAAGCUGGACUUGUCUCCUCCGCCCCCCCUCAGCCAGGACAGCUCCAUGAGCAGGUCCAGCAGCCCAGGGCCAGAUGGGGAGCUCUGGAGGGCCCAGCAGCUGCAAAAUAUCGCCAGUCCUGGGACCCCAGCACCCCUCACACCAGAGCUGCAGGACCUGGAUGCCCAAAUGGAGCAGCUCCGGAGGACUAUCCAGAGGCUCAAAUGCUUCAACCAGACGAUGCUGGGGGCCCUGCAGUCCUGCAAGGGCCACUCGGAGGGGCUGAGCAUGCAGCUGGGACAGAGGGAGGCCGAGGCUACUGCCCUGCGCCUAGCCCUGCAGUACAGUGAUCAGUGCGUGGAGGCCUAUGGGGUGCUGCUGGACCUGCGGACAGUGGACACGAGGCCUGGGCCAGGCCCACGGACCAGAGAAGGCAGGACAGAGUCAGCCAUGGCAGAGGCGCAGCGGCUUUUGUCUGAGGAGGAUCCUGCGGAGGCUGGCAUCCUGGCUCGUGUCUACGCAAGCCCUGAGGGCAGCAGUGUAGAUGCACCCACAGAACUGGAGGUAGCAGCACUCCUGCAGGGUUAUAUUGGGAGGCUCCGGGCCCACCAGGCCCUGGUGAAGGUGCCCCCCGAGCCAGCCCCCAGACCAGGCCACGGGCCCAGUAUGCUUCGGGAGGAAGCCGUCUUCCAGGCGAUGCUGGGGACUCAGCCUAACCUGGAGCUGCCGCGGCUGGAAAAGACGGAGAUCCAGCAAGAGCUGGCCGCCAUGAGGGAGGCCCUGGCAGACCUGACACUGAAGCUGCAGCUGGUGAAGAAGGAGAAGCGGGCACUGGAGCUAAGAGAUGCGGCCCACCGGGCACAGGGCACUCUCUACCUCCUGCUCCUGGAGCAGCUUCGGUGGCAGCUGGGCCAAGGCAGACCUCCCGAUGCCCACCGCUCAGAGAGCAGUGACAGUGACAGUGACAGCAGCUCUGGAGCGUGGGCUCCUGGAGAGGGGGACCAGACAACCUGGCUAGGGGGACCACGGGACUCAGAGGACAUGCUGCAGGAACUUACCAAUUCCCUGACUCGGGCCCAAGAGCUACAAGGACAGCUGGGGAAGCUACAAGCGUCACUGGAACAGAUGGCUCAGGACGAGCGGACCCAGAGAGCCCAGUGUUUGGAGCUUACCAAUGACUUCUGCAAGGCCCAUAGUGCCCUGGUGCUGGCCUUCCGGGGAGCCCAGCGGAAGCAGGAGCAGCAGCAGCAGACCCUGGAGCAGCAGAUAGCACAGAUGGCAGCCCAGCAGGAGGAAGAGCUGGAAUCCCUGACCCAAGCCGCCCAGGCUCUGGAGGACUCUGGAAUCCUCCUGCCCUGGGGAGAGACUUCUCUGUAGAGAUUCCAGUUCCUUUCUCCCCCCACACCCCCAUCCUGAACCCCCUGUUCUAAUCACCAGCACACCUAGCUGUGCCCGCCCCCACCCACUAUCCUAGCCAGGGCUCUCUCCACCCAAGCCUGAAACCCCUUUGGGGAGAAGAGGUUGGGGGAUGUUGAGGGGAUGGGCCCCACAAGGUCCUAUAAUUGAGAACUAGAAAGGACCCGUGAGCCUUUUUCUUACAGGCCCUGUCUUUUUGGACUAGGGUCCAUCUAAACAUGACACUCCCUGUGUCUGCUGCCGCUCCAGGACAGGUCUGUGGAUCAUCUGUGGAGCCGCAGGAUGGCAGAGCCAGCCAGGGCCUGCCCUAUCCAUCUCUGUCAAGGCCGCACCUGCCCACCUGGCCUCCUUUCGGACUCUUUCCUCCUUCCUCAAGCUCCUUCUCUGGACUUGGGCCUAGGCCCCCCUCUGCCAGAAUCUGGUAUUGGACUAGCAUACACCAAUGUCCACCUGGAGAGGAAUGGCCUUCUAUUCUCUGGUCACCUGGGGCUUUCCACUGUUUUGGAGAGGGUUUGCUCAGACUCCGCUCUGCCCCCUCCCUGCCCACCUGGCCUCCUUUCGGACUCUUUCCUCCUUUCUCAAGCUCCCCUUCUCUGGACUUGGGCCUAGAACCCCUCUGCCAAAAUCUGGUAUUGGACUGACAUAUACUAAUAUCCAACUAGAGAGAACUGGCCUUCUAUUCCCUGGUCACCUGGAGCUCUCCACUGUUUUGGAGAGGGUUUGCGCAGACUCAGUUCUGCCCCCUCCCUGCCCACCAGCUGGUGUUCCAUCAAAUGAGGGCACCACUCAGGCCCUUGGAGCAGAUGGGAGAGGAGGAGGGUCGUGAGCUCAUUGAGCAGACCCAGAAAGGACAGAGCAUCUUAAAGGGCCAAAGAAAACUUAGGAAGAGAAGGAAGACAGAACCCACUGUCUUCUGGAACAAGAAAAAGUAUGGGCCCUUUUCAUUCCCUCCUCCUAACCACCAAAAGAAACCAUCAACCCAGCUCUCCUUGAGAACUUUCUCUACAAAAGACUGUCUCCUGCUUCUUCAAUUGCUUCAGGCCCAGUCUUCUCCUGCUAGCCAUCCUUCUAUUCCUUGACUCUUCUUUAGAGCUAUUGAUCCUGUUUUUCCCUUGAGGGCCCCCCAGACUCCCUCAUUUGCCUCCUAAAUUCACAGGCUCUGUCUGGCUAAGCUAUGGGUUAUCUUCCCAGAGUCCCUGAUGGGUGGGACAGCUCCAGUGAAGCUGUUAUUUAUGUCUUUGAAUAAAUCAUCUCUCUCUAAUCAGCCUCAGCUUGGACCAGUCCUCAGAGAAGACUGAGGGGGUUCCAAAGCAGGAAGCUGUACUGGAUCUCGAGUCCCUGAUGGGUGGGACAGCUCUGAUGAGACUAUGUUAUUUAGUAUCUCCGUACUGGAUCUCCAGGUCAUUUCAGGCAGGCAGUAGGCUUCUGUAGGAUGUCUGUCAUUUCUCCCACAAACAGGAGUGACUGGAAUACGCAGAAUACUGUGCCUAGGCACUGGGAGAGAGACAAAAUAUAGAUGAGGAAGUUUCUGUCAGAAAAAAAAAAAAAGAUAAACACAGAUAUAUUCUCUAUAACCUUUUUUUCUUGAGAUAAUUGGGGUUAAACGACUUGCCCAGGGUCACACAGCCAGGAAGUGUUAAGUGAGGCCAGAUUUGAAGUCAGAUCCUCCUGAUUUCAGGGCUGGUGCUCUAUUCACUGUGCCAUCUCUCUACCCCUGUUCUCUACAAUCUUGAAGAAAACUGAAAACUUGCCUUGCUGUACUAAUUUUGAGAUCUACAUGGGACAAUCAUAGGAAGAUAUCCUUAAAGUAACUGAAGAUAAGGAUCAGGGUAGUGUUAUGAGAGCUUGUGCUUAGAACCAAGGUCUGUCUGGACCAAAGAUGUGACAGUGGGAGCCUCUAGCAAUUAGUGUGAGAUCCAAGAGGAAUCUCACUAGCUGUGUGACACUGGACAAGUCACUUAACUUCAAUUGCCUCAAAAAAAAUUUUUUUUAAAGUAUAUUAGAGUGAAUUUUUGUCCGCCUGCAUUUUUGAUUUCCUUCACAGACUAAUAGUACACUAUUUCAAAGUCCAAUUCUUCUUGUGCAGCAAAAUAACUGUAUGGACAUGUAUACAUAUAUUGUAUUUAACAUAUACUUUAACAAAUUUAACAUGUAUGGGUCAACCUGCCAUCUGGGGAGAGAGUGGGGGGAAGGAGGAGAAAAGUUGGAACAAAAGGUUUUGCAAUUGUCAAUGCUGAAAAAUUACCCAUGCAUAUGACUUGUAAAUAAAAAGCUAUAGUAAAAAAUUUUUUUAAUUUUAAAAAGUAUAUUAGAGUGAGAUCCAAGGGGGAGUCCUUAUAAGAGAUGGCAUGGGCAGCUAGGUGAUACAGUGGAGAGAAUCCUGACCAGGGCUCAGUCAGGAGUCAAGAGGAUCUGAGUUCAAAUUUAGAUUCAGGCACUUAGUCCAGAUUAAUACUACUAAACUAUCUCCAUCUUCAAGUGGAAAUAGCUCAAGGAUGUUAGCAAGUCAAGCAAUCCUAUGGUCCAGAUGAUUCACAUCAAUAGAUUGAGAUCUAGGUUUCUGUGCAAAGGCAUAAGGGUGGGGGAUGGAUUAUAACCUUUAAGAAACAAAAACUAAGGCUUUAAAUGGCAAAUAGGGUAAUUCAUAUUUUAUCCUAAAGGCAAUGGGCAGCCAUGGAAACUUCUUGAGCCAGGAAGUGACAUGGUCAUAUUUGCAUUUCAGGAAUAUCAAUUUGGCAAUUGUUUGGAGGCUGGAUUGAGUGCAGGGAAACCAAAUGGCAAUGUAUUGCAACUGUCCAGGAAAGAAACAGUGAGAGCCUAACCAGGUUUUUGUGUGAAUAGAUUCAAGAAAUGUUGAGGAAGAAAUCAGUCAACAAGCAUCUAUUUAGUGCUUACUCUGUUCCAGGCACUAUGCUGGGGACACAAAGAAAAAUUAAAUACAUAGUCUCUGUUCUUAAGAAGCUCACAUUUUAACGGGGAAAGCAGUAAACAACUGUGUACGGACAAGAUACGUGGAAGUGGAAAGGCAUCUCAGAGAGCAGACACUGGCAGGGGUGAGGGUGGAAGGGACUGGGUGAUGAGCAACUAUGAAAGGCUUUAACAAAAUAGGGAUUUGAAUUGAGUCAUAAAAAAAAGCAGAAGGGAGAAUAUGGCAGGUGUGGGCAUAACAAGUGGAAAAACACAGGAAGGAGUCCUAGAGACCUGGUGCUGCUGGAUCCUGAAGUGCAUAGAAAGUGUAGAAAGACUGGGCAGACAGGAAGGAGAAAGAUUGUGAAGGGCUUUGACACUACAUAAUGUGUUUUAUCUUGGAUCCUGGAGGUAUUAAGGAGCCACUGAAGAUUGUUGAGGAGGAGAGUGACCAUCAGAUCUGCAUUUUAUGAGGGUCACUUUGACAGCUGAGUGGGGUUUAUUUCAGAGAUGGAAGGGAUUGGAGGCAGGGAGGCCAAACAGAAGCCUCUUUGCAAUAGAUUAGGUGUAGGGUAAUGAGAGAGACCAGUACAGUGGCUGUGAGUGGAAAAAAGGGGAGGUAUUUGAAGGAUGUGAAGCAGAAAUCUGAGACAAGACAACAAAGUUGGAUAAACAGAGCGAUUGUAAGAGAGGAGUUGAGAAGGAUGGGGAGGUUUUAAGUCCGGGUGACUGGGAGAAGGCUGGUCUCCUCCAUGGUAAUAAAGAUAGAUCAGAGAGAAAGUCAAUUUAGUUGAAUUGGCAGUAUGAGGGGAGAGAGAUCGAAAAGGUAGAUUGUGUAGGGCUUUUAAGCCUUAAUGAAGGAGUUUAUCAUUGAUCCUAAAAGCAAAAGAAAUUCACUGGAGUUGAUUGAGUAGGAGAGUCACAUGGUCAGCUAUGAGCUUCAGGAAUAUCUCUCUGGCAGAGGUGCGUAGGAUGGGCGGGAAAAGAGAGGGAGACCACGUAUGAGACUUGUUGCCAUUCUUUUGGGCUUUUCUUGGUGAAGGUCCUGGAGUGGUUUGCCCGUUCCUUCUCCUGUUCAUUUUACGGAUGAGGAAACUAAGGCAAACAGGUGAAGUGACUUGCCCAGGCUCACUCACCUAAUAAGUAUCUGAGGUCAAAUUUGAAGAUAUACUCCUGACCUUCAGGCAUUCUAUCCAAUAUGGUGCAAUCUAGCCGCCCUCUUGUAGAGGUAGAAAUGACAAGAUCCAACAACUCAUAGAAUGUGCUGGUGAGGGAGAAUGAGGAUUCCAGGAUAUUGUCAUUAUUAUGAAACCUGGAGCCUGGAAAAAUGGUGGAGCCUCUGGCAGAAAUAGGGAAGUCAAUACAAAGUGUAACCAGUUGUGAGUGUAUAACACUCUCCUCGUUGGGGAAGAGCACUACUCCAGGGAAUAAAGGUUGUAACCGGGAAAGUAGAAAUUGAGCUUCCUACUUCCAGAGAGAGGACCCGACUUCCCAGCAAUCCUUUCCACCAAGGCGGAAAGUCUUAUAGAAAUGCACUAGGCUUGAAUCUUGGAUUACAAAAGUCAUUUCUGGGACAUGGGAGAGAAAGCGAUAAAAAUUAGGGAAAUGGAAAAGACAAUCUCACAGAUUGUCACAGGGAGAUGGAAUCAAAGGCAGUUAGGGAUUGCAAGAGGCAAAGGUCAGGUGAAGGAGCAUUCCAAGCAUGAGGAGACAGCUGUACAUUGUGUACAGGGAAUAGCAAAUAGACCGGUUUGUCUGGAAUGGAGAGACAGAGAGAGUAAGGUGAAAGCAGGCUAAAAGAAUAGUCACUGUGAAUGACUUUAAAUUCUAAAUGGAAGAGGUUGCGUUUGGAGUGGGGGACUGAUUGAGUUUAAUUGAUUUCUCCAAGAUCAUACAGUUAGUAGGCAUGUGAGCCUGGAUUGGAACUCAAGUCCUGACAUAAUGGCUUGUGUUCUCCCUGUGCUCCCACUCCUACUUGUUCCAAUUUGUUCCAAUUUUCCCCCCUUCCCCCAUUCCCUCUCCUAGAUGGUAUAUAAUCCAAUAAUAUAGUUUUUUCUUAGAGAAAAUAGGGAGCCACUGAAAACUCUUGCCAUGCUAUACUGAUUUUUAAAUCUAUAUGGGCAUAGAAAGAUAUCCUUAAGGUAGCUAAAGAUAGAGUUCAGGGUAGUAUUAUGAAAGCUUGAGCUUAGAACCAAAGUCUGUCUGGUCCAAAGAUGUGACUGUAGGAGUCCCUGCAAAGAGGUGGUAAUUGAAAUGAAAUUGACCCAGAAGAGAAGGACUUAGGGCACAGGAUGGACACCCACAUUAAGGAAUUGGGAAGAGGUUCAUGGGAUGAUAGGAUUCAAAGCUGGGGGUCUUAGAGUUCAAAAAACCAGAAAAGGAGAAAUGAGUAGUCACUGAGAAUAGAAGGUAAUGUCAAAGGUUUUGGGGGAUUAGGGGUUCUUAAGAAGGAUGAAGAUGAAGAAAAGAUCAUUGGAUUUGAUGAUUAGCAAGUCAUGGGCAGUGGGAGUAGAAAACUAACUAGGAUGGAGGAGAGACUAGACACUGAGAGGAGGGUAGAAAUGAAGCUAUUGGGGACAGAAGGGAAGCAAGAAGGAAAUAGCAUUUAUUAGUGUGCUAGACUCUAUGCCAAGCACUUAACAAAUAUUAUCUCACUCAAUCUCUGAUCCUUCGAUAACAUAGCUAACUUUUUCUUUAAAAAAAAAAUUGUAGUAAGCUUGAUUUAACCAAGCAUAGUACAAUAGAGAGGACAAGAGUCAGAUUCAAAUACCAAUGUUGACAAUUCUUUUCUGUGUGAGCUGGGUAAAGUCAUUUAUCUUGAGCCUCAGUUUCCUCAUCUAGAAAAAUAAGAGAGUUGGAUUAGAGUCUGAGAUCUCUGUCAAUUCUAGGUUUAUGAUUCUAUAAUCAAUAAAUUCAGUUAGAUUUACUUUGCAAUGAUUUGCAUUUCAGUAAAUGAAUGGUGUAUAAAAUACCAUAAUUUUUCAAUCACUCCUUAGUUUUCCAUCAAAUGACCAAUACAGUCAUUUCUUGUGGUAUAUUAAGAAUUUGAGAGUAGGAAGAAAUCUCAUGGCCAUUAAGUAUAACUCAUACAUAAAAGGAAUCCUAUAAAUACAUGUCUGUUCAGGAAGCCUUGGGUUCAAAUUCUGCCUCUGCUAGCUGGGCAAAUCAUUUAACCUCUCUAUCUGUUUCCUCAUUUGUAAAGUGGGAAUAAUUAUAGCAACUAACUGCGAAGGUUGUUUUGAAGAUUAAAGACAAAAAUAUUUGUAAAGAC